AUGUCCGCUUACCCGGUAGCCUACAAUGGUUCCGCAACCGGCACCGGCGGUGACUCGUUGACGGAGGACCUCAACAUCUACUACAAUGCUGGUGAUAUCGCCUGGGUUGUUACCUCGUCGGCUCUCGUCUUGCUCAUGAUUCCUGGUGUUGGUUUCUUCUACUCAGGUCUCGCUCGACGAAAGUCUGCUCUGUCUCUCAUUUGGCUUUCGAUAAUGUCAGUUGGGGUGGUCUCGUUCCAGUGGUUCUUCUGGGGUUACUCUCUCGCUUUCUCCCACACAGCCGGCACAUUUAUUGGUGAUCUCGAAAACAUUGGCAUGAGAAAUGUACUCGCCGCACCUUCAGUGGGAGGAACUCAUGUUCCUGAUAUUCUGUUUGCCAUUUUCCAGGGAAUGUUCGCUGCUAUUACGGUCGCCCUUGCUGUCGGUGCCGUUGCUGAGCGCGGUCGCAUGCUUCCUACCAUCGUCUUCAUGUUCGUCUGGUCCACUAUUAUCUACGACCCUAUCGCCUGUUGGACAUGGAACGCCUCUGGAUGGGUUUACAAGAUGGGCGGUCUCGACUUUGCAGGUGGUACCCCUGUCCACAUUUCCUCGGGCUGUGCUGCUCUCGCUUACUCCCUUAUGCUGGGUAAGCGUCGCGGCCACGGUACCCACGAGCUCAACUACCGCCCUCACAAUGUCACACAUGUCGUCAUCGGCACAGUCUUCCUCUGGGUUGGUUGGUUCGGCUUCAACGCCGGCUCUGCACUCGCAGCCAACCUGCGCGCCGUCAUGGCCGCCGUCGUGACUAACCUUGCUGCCUCGGUCGGUGGUGUCACCUGGUGUCUCCUGGACUACCGUCUUGAGCGCAAGUGGUCCACUGUCGGUUUCUGCUCUGGUGUCAUUGCCGGUCUGGUCGCUAUCACCCCCGGCUCUGGCUUCGUUACUCCCUGGGCUGCUUUCAUCUUCGGUGUUGUUGGUGCUAUUGCCUGCAACUAUGCUACUAAGCUCAAGUUCCUGCUGCACGUUGAUGAUGCUUUGGAUAUCUUCGCUGUUCAUGGUGUUGGUGGUCUGGUCGGAAACCUUCUUACUGGUCUCUUUGCUGCUGACUACAUAGCUCAUCUUGAUGGAAGCACUGAGAUCCCUGGUGGCUGGAUUAACCAGAACUACAUUCAGUUGGGAUACCAGCUAGCUGACUCUAUGUCUGGUGCUGCGUACUCUUUCUUUGGAACUUGUAUCAUUCUCUUCGUUAUGAACCUCAUUCCUGGACUCACUCUUCGUGCUCCUGAGGAAGACGAGAUUAUGGGUAUUGACGAUGCUGAGAUUGGAGAGUUUGCCUACGAUUAUGUUGAGGUCACUCGUGACAUUGUUAAUGGCAUCGAAAGCAGUGAAGCUGGUUCCAAGCGUACCGUGACGCCAACCGGCGAGGAAGCAACUGUUAUUGACACCAAGGCCUAA
Messenger RNA from Penicillium angulare, 1434 nucleotides. RefSeq names its product ammonium permease MEP2. Lineage: Eukaryota; Fungi; Ascomycota; Eurotiomycetes; Eurotiales; Aspergillaceae. The transcript is spliced from 5 exons. Gene Ontology annotation, molecular function: ammonium channel activity. Gene Ontology annotation, cellular component: plasma membrane. Bases 1 to 1434 code for a protein of 477 amino acids. The record is from RefSeq and is a predicted model, not a curated record. Gene Ontology annotation, biological process: ammonium transmembrane transport.